UCUGCGAAUACUGAAUCAGGAUACAUUUCUAAACUCCAGUUUUACUCUCGAACGAGUGAAAUCGGACACCUAGUGAUUCUUGCUCGGCUCUUUUUCUCCUCCCCAGACUGAAACAAACGUUGUGAAAUUCCUGAAGUUUUGAGGCGGUUGUGAGGAACUAUUACUUUCCUGGUGUUAUUAAAGUCGCACACGGACUUCUGACCGACUUGUGUUUGUAGAGACGCACGGAUUUUUGUUGAGGCAUCGAAGAAACAAAACGAAACAGAAAAAAACAAAACAAAAAGAAGUGUAAAAAAAAAACAAAGUGAAUGAAGACGUGUAACGGGACCAAAAAAGGAGGAGAAGACUAACUUCUGGAAAGCGAUGGGAACUUAGGCCUUUUUAUCGACCAAUUUGAAAGCAUAAAGAUUAUUAAACUCUACUUUAUUUACAUAGACACAAUAGUGUUCCAGGCGUAUGAUGGAUGGAGAGAAGGAGAAAGAAAGGGAAAGGGGGGAGGAAAAGGAGAGUGAUGAGACAGAGGAGGAUGCCGAAGGUGCAGCCUUGCUGUGGCAAGAAGGAUCUUCUGAUGAUGACCUAGGACUACCCAUCAUGCACUGGGAGGCCCUAAGCCUGCGUAUUGCUCAACUUGAAAAACAAGAAGAAGAACAAAGAGAGAAGAAUAAGGAUGUUGUUCAGUGGACUGAUAGUUGGCCAGAGUUAUAUAACCUUACCAGACAUCAAGACACUUGUGAGGAUGUGGAAGAAAGUCGUCUGAACGCCCUAACAUCACGUCUUCAGAGUCAGAUGAACCUGCAACUCUGCUUCAUCAACAACAGUGAGAGUGAGGAGGAGGAGGAGGAAGACAAGGAGAAAAAAGAGUUGAACAAAAGUUCUAGGAAACAGAUGCAGCAGCCACAGCAGCAUUCCAGCAAUGCAUCCAGUGCUAAAGCCAAAUCUGGUGGAUUUAAGAAAGAGGUCAAGGCCGCUCUCAGCAUGCUAAGACACAAGCUGAGGUUGGAGCAAAAACAGACCAAACCCCCAAGCGAUGCAGUUAAAGAGAGAACUCAUUAUAAUCGCAGCGACUUGCAGAAGUUCAAUUUAAAGGAGUUGAAUGCACUGAAGACCACACUAAGCAAAGAUAUUCAUAACCUCAGCUCUGAGUUGGUGGGCCGACUUCUCACAAGAGACCAACUAAGAACUGAGCAGGAUGCCAUGUUAUUGGAGAUACAGGAUAUGACAUCACUCUGAGAGAAGAAGUCAAUUCCAUUAAAGGGACAAAAAGAUGCCUUAAUAGCUUGAGAACUUAUAAACCUGGGAGAUCUGCCUGGAAGAAUUAACUGUACUGUGAAAUGUUUCUUCACACCAAAAGACUGUUUAAGGAAUUUACGGACUUAAAUUGCACAGAUUUGUUUCCAAUUUAGCUUCUUAAUAAGGGUUCUAUCAGUAUGUUAAUAUAAAGGUGUUGUAAGGAAGUAGUAAGACAGCAGUUAGCUGUUAUCAAUGUCUAGGACCAACUCUUUUCAGUAAUCAAAUUGUUUUUGACAAAUGAGUAUUUUUACUGUUCCAGCCCCUUUAAGUUUGUGUCAUUUUUACAACAUUUUAGUGAUGUACCUCAUCCAUAAUUUAAUAUUGAAUAGUUUACAGUCACAUGCAGACACUUGUAGAGCUAAUGGAUAAAGUAAUAAUCUUCUGAAGGGAUGACAUGUUUCUUACCUGUGCACACUAAUGUAAAUUAUGUAAAUUAGCAGUUAUAGAAUCAAAGCUGCCUAAAAUAUGCUCAUUAAAGUCUACCUAGUAUAAGUAA
Messenger RNA from Tachysurus vachellii, 1786 nucleotides. RefSeq names its product schwannomin-interacting protein 1. Gene Ontology annotation, cellular component: plasma membrane; cell junction. NCBI's taxonomy places the organism in Eukaryota, Metazoa, Chordata, Actinopteri, Siluriformes, Bagridae. The record is from RefSeq and is a predicted model, not a curated record. Gene Ontology annotation, biological process: positive regulation of hippo signaling. The transcript is spliced from 7 exons. Bases 457 to 1230 code for a protein of 257 amino acids.